This is a messenger RNA of Panicum hallii, 919 nucleotides long. RefSeq names its product probable calcium-binding protein CML41. The transcript has a single exon. The record is from RefSeq and is a predicted model, not a curated record. NCBI's taxonomy places the organism in Eukaryota, Viridiplantae, Streptophyta, Magnoliopsida, Poales, Poaceae. Gene Ontology annotation, molecular function: calcium ion binding. Bases 56 to 706 code for a protein of 216 amino acids.
ACCAGCUCGCCGGCAGCCUCAGCUCGCUCGCGCACAUCGUCGUGAAAGUCAGAGAAUGGCGGACAUUGAGGUGUCCAGGGCGUCGAAGCGGCUGUCCCCGAAGCGCAGCGGCAGCUUCAAGCUGAGCCUGCCCGGGCUGCUCUGCGGCCAGUGCAAGGCCGCGGCGGUGUCGUCGCCGCCGGACUCCCCCACGGGCGGCGGCGGGUCCGGCGCGCGGUCGCGGUCGUCGUCGUCCGCGUCGGCGUCGGCGUCGUCCUCGGGCACGUCCCGCGGGCGCGACCGCAUGGCGGAGCUCCGCGAGAUCUUCCGCCACUUCGACCGUGACAUGGACGGGCGCAUCUCGGGGCGGGAGCUGCGCGAGUUCUUCGCGUCCAUGGGCGACGGCGGGCUGGCCGCGCUCGGGCAGGGGCUGGGGCUGGACGGCGCCGGCGGGGACCUGAUGCUGGGGUUCGACGACUUCGUGCGCAUCGUGGAGAGCAAGGGCGGCGAGGAGGAGGAGCGCGAGGACCUGCGCCGCGCCUUCGAGGCGUUCGAGGCCGUCAAGGGGUCCGGCCGGAUCACGCCCCGGGGGCUGCAGCGCGUGCUCAGCCAGCUGGGCGACGAGCCCUCCGUGGCCGAGUGCGAGGCCAUGAUCCGCGCCUACGACGACGACGGCGACGGCGAGCUCGACUUCCACGACUUCCACCGCAUGAUGAGCCAGGACUAGGACUACUACUUUUUUUCUCUCUCUUGGUUCGUUCGCCUUUGCCCUUCGAGUCCUGAUUCGUGUGUUGCCUGUAAACCGUUCUUCAGUUGGGUUGGGUCGCCUGCGUGCGCGCGCGUACGCGGCGUGACUUUGGGACGUGCCGGCUGUGUGUGUGAUUGGAGAGUCUGGUGCGUGUGUUAAGAGUGUUCUGGAAGUUGUCACGUGCUGCGUGCA